UGGCUGGACUAGCUACAUGGGUUUCCCCUUCUCUCACUUCUACUUACCAACUCCUCUCUCCAUGACACUCAGUCACAUCACUGUGCUGGUGUGUGUGUGACAGGUGUGUGUGUUGGUGUAUGUGGUGAAGUGUUGCGAUGCGGCUCCUGCUCCUCCACGGUGUGUUUUUCCUCCAGUGUGUGUGGUUCUCCCAGCAGCAGUUUCCCAGGCUCUGCGCCACAGCGGAGGCCCUGCUCUCUAAAGAGUGCUGCCUGGUCUGGGAGGGGGAUGGCUCGGCCUGCGGGGCCAGCUCUGGCAGGGGGUUCUGCCGGGACGUGGAGGUAUCGGAUCUCCCUAACGGGCUGAAUUACCCCUUCUCCGGCUUGGACGACAGAGAGAGGUGGCCUCUGGUCUUUUAUAACCGGACCUGCCAGUGCGCCUCCAACUACAUGGGGUUCAACUGCGGAGAGUGCCAGUUCGGGCUGUUUGGGGCUAACUGUGAGGAGAGGAGAGAGUCCGUGCGGCGGAACGUGUUUCACCUGUCGGCGGCGGAACGGCGGAAACUCAUCUCUUACCUCAACCUGGCCAAGCACACCGUCAGCCAGGAUUACCUCAUAGCCACCGGGACAUACCGGGAGAUGAAUAACGGGACCAACCCGCUGUUCUCUGACGUCUCGAUCUAUGACCUGUUUGUGUGGAUGCACUACUAUGUCUCCAGGAAUGCUCUUCUUGGUGGACCGGGGAAUGUCUGGACCGAUGUGGACUUCGCCCACUGGGCUCCCGCUUUUCUGCCAUGGCACCGUGUGUACCUGCUGCACUGGGAGCGCGAGAUCAGGAAACUGACCGGGGACUUUGAGUUCUCCAUCCCGUACUGGGAUUGGCGGGACGCGCAGGGCUGUGACGUCUGCACCGACGACCUGAUGGGCGCCCGGAGCCCGAGAGACCCCAACCUCAUCAGCCCUGCUUCAGUGUUCUCUUCUUGGAGGGUGAUGUGUUCGCGGUCGGAAGACUACAGUGUGAGGGGUGUGCUGUGUGAUGGUAGCGACGAGGGGACGUUGCUGCGUAACCCUGGCAACCACAACCAUAACUUGGUUGCGCGGUUGCCGACGGCAGCAGAGGUGGAGUUCACGGUCAGUCUCCGUGACUAUGACACGGGAGCCAUGGACCGCUCCGCUAACUUCAGCUUCAGAAACACACUGGAAGGUUUUGGGAACCCUCAGACAGGCCUGGGUAACAGUAGGGUGAUGGGCAUGCACGCCUCUCUUCAUAUCUUCAUGAACGGCUCCAUGUCUUCAGUCCAGGGGUCAGCUAACGACCCUAUUUUCCUACUGCACCACGCCUACGUAGACAGUAUCUAUGAGCAGUGGUUGAGGAGACAUGCUCCAGAGCAGACCCACUACCCAGAGUUCAAUACUCCCAUCGGCCACAACAGGCAGUACCACAUGGUGCCCUUCAUACCUCUACACAGGAACAUAGAAUACUUCACCUCCAGCAAAGAAUUGGGGUACGAAUACUCCUACAUGCUCGACUCAGAUCAGAGGAUAUCGGAGGUUCUCAGUCCUUACCUGGAGCUGAUGAUGGAGGCGUGGCCCUGGUUGCUAGGGGCGUUGGUCCUGGGGGCCCUGGUUGCCAUGAUUGUGGCUGCGAUAGCUGUGACUACGACCCGGGUGUGUUGGGGUGCGUGGCCAUGGCAACGCGGGGAGAAGAGUUCAGCAUUCCACCUACCAGAGAGGGAACCUCUCAUCAUCAGCAGUGAUAGUGAUACCCCAAACUACCACACUGUUUAGCCCCAACUACCACACUGUUUAGCCCCAGCAACUAUACAGCUAACUCCUAGCCCUGCAACCCUAGCCUACAGCCAAGCCAUAACCUUUUAAUUACCACCCAGACAAUUUGUUGCCUAUCUGUCACACCUGCCAACAUGUAAAGGGCCCCUACAGAUGUAGGAUCUUAAUUUGUAUCUAAUUAUAGCAGGAAAUUAAUCCUGCAGCAACAGGUAAUGUUAAUUAUUAUGUGGAUUAUAAUUAAUGGAAAUGUUUGUAGGGGUUGAUACAU
This is a messenger RNA of Coregonus clupeaformis (lake whitefish), 2034 nucleotides long. RefSeq names its product tyrosinase-like. NCBI's taxonomy places the organism in Eukaryota, Metazoa, Chordata, Actinopteri, Salmoniformes, Salmonidae. Gene Ontology annotation, biological process: melanin biosynthetic process; pigmentation. The coding region runs from base 138 to 1766 and encodes 542 amino acids. Gene Ontology annotation, molecular function: tyrosinase activity. The transcript has 5 exons. The record is from RefSeq and is a predicted model, not a curated record.